UGCUUGAGACAAUUAAGCGUUCCUUAGCUUGAUAUUCUUGUAUGAUCCUAGCUAGCUAAAAGAAAUUCAUUUUUAAUGGAGAAUGGUUAUGGAUCUAGUGUACCUGACAAUGCUGCUGUAUUGCCUCAGGCGGAGAACAUGAUGUUUGGUUCUACUGAGUUCAUCAACAUCCCUACGCUGGAGAACGUGCCUAAUUUGGGAUGGGGAGCUGGGAACAAGGACAUGCUUGGUCAUGGUAGGCCUCCAAUGAAUGUUUCAACCGAGAAUAUGGAGGACAUGCUUGGUCUUGGUGUGCCUCCUCCUAUGCCUGUUUCUGCCUACUCUGGCAUUUCCACGGUGGAGAACAUGCCUUCUUUGGGAUGGACGACAUUUCCACCUACCGGGAACAUGCUUGGUCUUGGUGUGCCUCCUAUGACAACGGUAUGGCCUCCAGAGGACAUCUAUAAAGCUGCGGAGAAUAUGGACGUGUUUGGUCUUGGUUAUCCUCUCAUGAAUUCUUCCACCUACUCCAGCAUUUCCACGGCCAAUUUGGAAUGCAUUCCGGUGAUCACGGAAUGCCCUCCGGUGGCUACCACUACUUCUCAAUGACGGAAAUUGAGAAAGUUAGCACAUCUCAACACGAAGGAGUGAGCCAAGAAGGCAUAAUGUUUACACCAGACCUUCAAGAUCAGCAAUCCAAGUUGUAUCCAUCAAGCUGUAUAACAACGCCACAGCGGCAGCCGCGGCUGUCCCAAAACAGUACUAGGAUGUGGGUUAAAGUAAAAUACAAAGAGGAUCUUCUUAGGUUCCCGCUCGACCUUCUAACCUUGGACAGUUUGAAGACAGAAGUCUUAAAGAGAUGCACUGAUUUGGAAGCAGAUGGUUUUAAAUUCAUGUACAAGGAUGAAGAUGGGGAAAUGAUCACUAUAGCUUGUGAAGAUGAUUUGCAUUUCUGCUUCCAAUAUUUCAAGUCAUCAUUCCACAACACCAAAGUCAGAUUGUCACUUGUUACAAAUGAUCAAUAAAGCUGCUCAAUUAUACGUAAACUACUGCAUCGGUCUACGUAAAUUCCCUAGUUAUGGGUCAUCUUAAAUUCUUAAUGCCUGCCAAUGAAGACAGCGCAGCGGGACUUACUUUAUAGAGAAUGAAGCUAAGAUACGAGUUCUACUCCGGCCAUGUGAUACUUAUUUCUACUCUCUCACUUUAUUUCACAAUGUGACAGUUGAUGAUUAGUUAUCUUUUAUCAUGUUAUUGGAUUCAAAAAAAAAUGUCAAUAUUAAAAUUUUGUGAGGGUGAAUAAUAGUUGAUAGUUGAAUUUGAGAGUAGAUAGAAAGUAAAUUCCAGUGUACAAAUAAUAUGGGACAUUGACAAACCCGAAAAAAAAAAUGGUGGAUGCCUCAUCUACUGAACAGUCAAAAACCCAUAAGCUAAUAAGGAGUAUGUGUGAC
Molecule: messenger RNA, 1427 nt
Organism: Ipomoea triloba (trilobed morning glory)
Lineage: Eukaryota; Viridiplantae; Streptophyta; Magnoliopsida; Solanales; Convolvulaceae
Exons: 2
Coding region: 76-588 (170 amino acids)
Source: RefSeq, a predicted model, not a curated record